Xyrauchen texanus (razorback sucker) is the source of this 5070-nucleotide messenger RNA. Its product is annotated as ephrin type-A receptor 4-like. The record is from RefSeq and is a predicted model, not a curated record. Lineage: Eukaryota; Metazoa; Chordata; Actinopteri; Cypriniformes; Catostomidae. The transcript is spliced from 18 exons. Gene Ontology annotation, molecular function: transmembrane-ephrin receptor activity; protein binding; ATP binding. Bases 64 to 3051 code for a protein of 995 amino acids. Gene Ontology annotation, cellular component: neuron projection; plasma membrane. Gene Ontology annotation, biological process: cell surface receptor protein tyrosine kinase signaling pathway; protein phosphorylation; negative regulation of axon extension.
UUGGGAUAGACGCAACUUCGGUCCGUUCGCGGAGCGAAGGAGACGCACACCGAAAUAACACCAAUGGCUGCGAUUGUAUUCACUGCGACUUUUGCGCUAACAAUUUGGAUAACGACUUUCGCAUUAUCCGCACGGGUCUACCCUCCUAAUGAAGUGACGCUGCUGGACUCGAGAACUGUACAAGGCGAACUGAAAUGGGUUGCAAGUCCCACGGAAGGAGGGUGGGAAGAGGUGAGCAUCAUGGAUGAGAAGAAUACGCCGAUCAGGACAUACCAGGUAUGCAAUGUUAUGGAACCCAACCAGAACAACUGGCUCCGGACAGAUUGGAUCCCUCGUGGUGGAGCCCAGCGCAUCUACAUUGAGAUCAAAUUCACACUACGUGACUGCAAUAGCCUGCCCGGAGUCAUGGGAACCUGCAAGGAGACCUUUAACCUCUACUACUAUGAGUCCAACAAUGACAAAGAGAGGUACAUCCGAGAGAACCAGUUCACCAAAAUCGACACCAUUGCGGCCGAUGAGAGCUUCACGCAGGUGGACAUAGGAGACCGCAUUAUGAAACUGAACACGGAAGUGCGGGAUGUGGGAAUUUUGACGCGGAAAGGCUUCUAUUUGGCCUUCCAGGAUGUCGGGGCCUGCAUUGCUCUAGUGUCCGUACGGAUCUUCUAUAAGAAAUGCCCCCUCACCGUACGCAACCUGGCCCAGUUUCCAGACACCACCACAGGGGCGGACACCUCAUCUCUAGUGGAGGUACGUGGAUCUUGCGUGGACAAUUCGGAAGAACGGGAGGUCCCCAAAAUGUACUGUGGAGCAGAUGGAGAAUGGCUGGUGCCUAUUGGAAACUGUUUGUGUAACCCUGGCUAUGAGGAACAUGGUGGAUCUUGCCAAGCUUGUAAGAUUGGUUACUACCGAGCGUUAACUACGGAUGACAGCUGUUCGAAGUGUCCCCUGCACAGUUACUCUGGGAGGGAGGGAUCUACUUCCUGUGUCUGUGACAAAGGAUUCUUCAGGUCUGAGACGGAUCCUGCUUCCAUGCCCUGCACACAGCCCCCGUCCGCUCCUCAGCACCUGAUUUCCAAUGUGAACGAGACUUCUGUAAAUCUGGAGUGGACAGCCCCAGCUUCAUCCGGUGGCAGGCAGGACCUUGCUUAUAAUGUUAUAUGCAAGAGGUGCAGCUCAGACAGUCAGCGCUGUCAGUCCUGCGGCAAUGGCAUUCAUUUUUCACCACAACAGCUGGGCCUGCGAGCCACCCGGGUGUCCAUAAAUGACCUACAGGCUCACACCAACUACACCUUUGAGAUUUGGGCCAUAAACGGUGUAUCCAAGCAAAGCCCCGGACCAGAACAAGCAGUUUCUGUGACUGUUACCACCAACCAGGCGGCUCCCUCUCCAGUUACCACCAUCCAGGCCAAGGACAUCACCAGACAUGCUGUGUCUUUGGCAUGGCAACAGCCCGAAAGACCCAAUGGUGUCAUCCUUGAGUACGAGGUCAAGUACUAUGAAAAGGAUCAGAAUGAACGGAGCUAUCGCAUAAUGAAGACCUCAUCCCGCAGCGCUGAGAUCAAAGGCCUGAGCCCACUCACUUCCUAUGUGUUUCACGUGCGCGCUCGGACAGCCGCUGGCUACGGAGACUUUAGCGCCCCCUUCGAGUUCAUGACCAACUCAGUUCCUUCUCCUAUCAUCGGAGACGGUGCUAACUCCACCGUCCUGCUGGUGUCUGUGAUCGGCAGCGUGAUUUUGCUGCUCAUCUUCAUCGGAGUCUUCAUCAUCAGCCGCAGGAGAAGCAAAUACAGCAAAGCCAAACAGGACUCUGAUGAGGAGAGGCAUUUGCAUCCAGGGGUCCGGAUCUAUGUGGACCCCUUCACCUACGAGGACCCCAAUCAAGCCGUCCGUGAAUUCGCCAAAGAAAUCGAUGCCUCCUGCAUCAAGAUUGAAAAGGUCAUCGGCAUCGGAGAAUUUGGGGAGGUGUGCAGCGGGCGGCUGAAGAUGCCUGGAAAGCGAGAGAUCUGUGUGGCCAUAAAAACCCUCAAAGCAGGAUACACUGACAAACAGAGGCGGGACUUCCUGAGCGAGGCUAGCAUCAUGGGCCAGUUCGACCACCCCAACAUCAUCAGAUUGGAGGGAGUCGUCACUAAAUGUAAGCCAGUUAUGAUCAUCACUGAGUACAUGGAAAAUGGAUCCCUGGAUGCUUUUCUCAGGAAAAAUGAUGGUCGGUUUACAGUAAUUCAGCUGGUUGGCAUCCUGCGUGGUAUCGCUUCAGGAAUGAAGUAUCUGUCUGACAUGAGCUACGUCCACCGUGACCUGGCAGCACGCAACAUCCUGGUUAACAGUAACCUGGUGUGUAAGGUGUCUGACUUUGGCAUGUCUCGAGUUCUGGAGGAAGACCCAGACGCUGCUUAUACAACCAGGGAAUUAACAGGAACCUAUCAAUCACAGGGAGGCAAGAUUCCAAUUAGGUGGACCGCCCCUGAAGCUAUUACGUACAGAAAGUUCACUUCCUCUUCCGACGUGUGGAGUUAUGGCAUCGUCAUGUGGGAAGUGAUGUCAUACGGAGAGAGGCCGUACUGGGACAUGAGUAACCAGGAUGUGAUAAAGGCAAUUGAGGAAGGUUACAGGCUGCCACCACCAAUGGACUGUCCAGUUUCUCUGCACCAGUUGAUGCUGGACUGCUGGCAGAAAGAGCGAGCAGAGAGACCAAAGUUUAGUCAAAUAGUCAACAUGCUGGACAAACUGAUCCGUAACCCCAACAGCCUGAAAAGGACGGGGGGAGAGAUGGCAAGACCCAACACCACCCUCCUGGAGCCCAGCAGUCCAGAAUUCACGUCUACCCUUGGCACAGUUGCCGAUUGGCUGCAAGCCAUAAACAUGGAGCGUUACAGGGACAACUUCACCGCUGCUGGCUACACCACCCCAGAAGCAGUGGUACAUAUGACACAAGAAGACAUGGCUCGGAUAGGAAUCUCCUCUUCCACACACCAGGAAAAGAUCCUCAGCAGCGCACAGGGAAUGCUGUCCCAGAUGCAACAAAUGCAAGACAGGAUGGUUCCUGUCUGAACACGGGAUCAGAACACAAACUCAAAACAUACUUUGGACUUAGUUUUUUUUAUUAUUUUGGUUUCUAAGAAAAUCCAUUUACCUCAUCCAUGCACUUUAAAUUAAAAUUUUAGAAAAUGAACGAAAAAGAAAACAAACAGAAAAAUAUUUCAGAGGAAUAAUACAGCACUUUCUUUCAAUAACGUCAUCCCUGCCCAUCAAGAGGAUUGCCCCACGCUGUACUAAUACUCUGGAUACAAUUUUAGGAAGCUUUUCAUGGGUUCCUUCAUUUUAAUGACACUACAAAGGAGUUUCUCUGUUUUGUUUUGUUUUUUCGAUUGUUUUUUUUUUGUAUGUAUGUGUCUGUAAGUACUGUAAAUUUAUAAAUAGUACUGAAAUUUUCAUCCGCUCCUGCCAUUUCACGGUUACUAGAGUCAGCGGCACCUGGAUUUUUUUUACACUCAAAACAGAGGCAUCAGAGAUAAAGAUUUUACACGCUUGUUAAUGCUUUUGUUCUGGGGAUUUCGGAGAGGCGUUCAUCUUCACAAUGUCCACAAUGGAAGACAUCUCCCAGCUAGUUCUGGAGGGUCUCCAGGUCACCCACCCCUUCUGAAUGGAAUAUCUGUCUCCACUCUGCAAUUCUCCAUACUUCUCCACUUGGCUGGGAACUCAUGCACACCAGUUGGAACAGAAAAUACUGCCCUCGGUUUACAUCUCUCUCUCUCCACCUCGGUCUCCACGGUCCCCCUUUUCUCACUCUCCUGUUCCAUCUAUGUCUCCUCACUCUUGCCCUCAUCUCUUUGUCUCGGGAGACUUUUGGCGGGCCGUGAAAUCAACACAUGUCUCCCUUACUGGAAGUUCCAUCAUUGCUGAGCUAAGAGUCACCUUCAUACAUCUGCUCCACAGAGAUAUCCUCUUUCAAACUCAGCACAGUUGCAAUAACUACAUUUAUCCAACUCUAGGACAAAGGACUUAAAUUCCCAUGAUUCCCGCCGAAUGCCAAACUUUUCCGCAAUGGGAAAUUGGAAGCAAAUGACAAACAACCCUGAAGAGCAUGCAGGGCCCUUCGGUUGUCUCUUAAGAGAUUCAGUGAGGAAUUACAAUGAAUUUUUUUUUCAUUUUGUCUCGCUAGUGCAGUGUCGACAUUUUGACAGAAUAUCUUCAAGCUCUUCGUUCUCAGUGCAGUGUUUGUUUUCUCUUUAAUGGAUCACAGUUUGUUUUGAGAUGCAUACACAAAGGACAAAAACUCAUUACGUGUGCUAAAACUACAGAACUCUUAAGUUGUUGCUAAUCGCUGAAGAAAAAUAUACUGGAGUUGUUUGCUUUGUACACCACUGCUGUUCUUUGCUUCUUACGCCAAGACUGGGGAUUGCAACUAAAACAUGGCACGUUUAUUUGGGCCAUUUGACUCGAACAGGAAUGAGUUGCACUAAUUUGAAUGGUCUGAAAGUGGACUGCAAGGAGAGGCACGUUAUUUGUACCUAAAAUAAACUUAUUACAGGAAUGUUUAUAACAAAGGGGGGAAAACUCUUAACAUUUCAAGUGUGCUCUGUUUCACAUCAACCUGAUUCAUUCCGUCCAGUUCGAGAGACUCUUUAAUCCAAGUUUUUUUUUUUAAUGUGAUGCAUUCUCAUCUGAAAAGCCUCCGCUCUGCCCUUGAAUAUAUUUCUUUCUUUUUGUCAUUUUUUGUUUCAUCCAUCUAUAUUCCCUCCUCACUGUUUGGUGUCAGCCUUAUAGGACCUGUUUGGAAUAUGCAAUGAAUGUGAGAGGAGAGAAAUUCAAUAGAUUGUACCGUGCCAAGUCUCUUAAUGUAGUUUAUUCUGGAGGAACACUCUAACAAGUCAUUUUUCUCAGCUGAUCUAGAAUUUAAGUUUAACAUUGUGUGUAAUUGUGUGAAUACUGUCAUUGUUUUCCCUUGCUUCCAUUUUUAUUUCAUAAAUGUAGGUACAUGAAACGUCAUUUAUUUAUGGUCUUUUUUUAUCUAGUUUGUAAAUUGUAAAAUAGAGCUAUGAGAGAAAUAAAUGAUUGCCAAGUGCAUUG